CUCCGUUCUCGUUAGUCGGCGACUCCAAACCAGCCGUGCCACCUCGGCGAUUCUGGUCGACACUAUCAGAUUUCAUUUUUUAAUAUAUUUUCUCUACAUACUUCUCUCUCGUGCCGGUCGCCAAUCUCUUUGGUGGGGGAGAUGAUGUGUCAGUGUCUGAGAACGAGAACGAAGUCACUCUUUCCUACAUCUUCCAAGUUCAACCUCUCCACAUCUCGGGCUUUCCCUCUUCAACGGAAACCCUCUUCUCAUUUCAAGCCCUUUUGCUCUUCAUCUUCGACUUCUCCGGCCAAAAUGUCUGCCCAAACCAUUGAGCACAUCGUCCUCUUCAAGGUCAAAGACGAGACAGAGCCGUCGAAGAUCAACUUCAUGAUCAGUGGUUUGAAUGCUCUGAAUUCUCUCAAUCAGGUUCUUCACCUCACUGCUGGGUCGAUUCACAGGAAUCGUUCUUCUGCUUUCGCGUUCACGCAUUUGUUGCACAGUAGGUAUCGCACCAAAGAGGACUUGAAUGGCUAUGCUGUACAUCCGGAGCACGUAAAAGUCGUGAAAGAGUCGGUUUUGCCCAUCUGUGAUGAUAUCAUGGCAGUCGAUUGGGUCGCGGAUCUUGAUGGCUCAGUAGCUCCCCAGCCUGGCGCUGCGAUGCGGCUGACCUUCUUGAAGUUGAAGGAGGGUUCGGGGGAUAACGAGAAAGAACAGGUAUUGGGAGUUAUUGGGAGUAUAAAGGACAGUUUCCCUUCGAUUGAUCAGAUUAGCUUGGGGGAGAAUUUCUCGCCGGCGAGGGCCAAGGGGUUUUCGAUCGCAUCACUGGCUGUCUUUCCUGGACUGAACGAAUUAGACGCUUUGGAUUCGAACGAGGAGUUGGUGAAAGCACAGAAGGACAAGGCUAGAGACUUACUGGAGAGUGUCAUCGUUAUCGAUUAUGCUAUCCCGCCGUCGCAAACUGCUAACCUUUGAAAUGAGCUUUCGUUGAGGUUGAGGCUGAGGUUUAAUUGUUUCUUCUUGUCUGAAACCCUUCUCUUUUUUCUUCUAAUAAUCUAGUGUCUGGGGAUACCGUGAUAUGGUUUUAUUUGAAGUACUGGAUGAACUUUCGUGGUCCUAAACUGGAAAAUCUAUGCUCUCAAUACUACAUGCGAGUGUCGGCAGUCUCAAAUCAUGUUUGAGUAAUAUCGAUAUAUCGUCGUUAUAAUGUUGAUUUACCAUUUCUUUA
Messenger RNA from Macadamia integrifolia, 1207 nucleotides. Its product is annotated as stress-response A/B barrel domain-containing protein UP3. The transcript has a single exon. The record is from RefSeq and is a predicted model, not a curated record. NCBI's taxonomy places the organism in Eukaryota, Viridiplantae, Streptophyta, Magnoliopsida, Proteales, Proteaceae. The coding region runs from base 142 to 954 and encodes 270 amino acids.